AUGGCUCCUAGCAAAGGAUGGAGUGAUCGUCUUAAUGAUGUAUAUUUGCGUGGGGUUGAGGAAUUUUUAGACUAUGCUUUUAAGAAAACUGGGAGGCGUGGGGAAAUACGUUGUCCAUGUGUCAAGUGUAGUAACACGUAUUCCGCCACACGAGAAGUGGUAGGGACACACCUCAAGGUGUAUGGAAUAAUACGUAAUUAUACAUUUUGGUAUCACCAUGGAGAAAGGGUAGGUGAAUCUGAAUCUAAUUUAGAAAGUGUUCAACAAAGUGAAGAUGAGCCUAGCAAUGAGAUGCAUGACAUUUUAAGGGAUUUGUAUCCAGAGUUUUGUGGUCAAGAUACAAAUGAUAUGGAUACGGAUAUCUUCGCUUGUGAUAUUCAUAAAGAGGAACCGAAUGAGGAAGCAAAUAAAUUCUAUAGGUUACUAAGAGAUUUUGAGCAACCAUUAUACCAAGGUUCUAAGAGCUCAAAGUUAUCUUGCUUAGUCAAAUUGCUCCAUAUCAAGAGCUUUGGUCGAUGGAGUAAUGAGUCAUUUACUAUGUUGUUGCAAUUAUUGAAAGAUGAAUUAUUACCUCAAGGAUCUAAUUUGCCACAAUCGUAUUAUGAUGCAAAGAAAGUAAUUCAAGAUCUUGGUCUCUCAUACAAAAAAAUUGAUGCAUGUGUAAAUAAUUGCAUAUUAUAUUGGAAAGAGGAUGAGAGGCUAAAUUUUUGUAAGAUUUGUGGCUAUUCUAGAUGGAAGACUGAUAAAUAUAAUGGGGAAGACAAGGUUAAAACCAAUGGGAAGAGAAUACCAAAAAAAAUUUUGCGUUACUUUCCACUAAAGCCAAGACUUCAAAGAUUGUUUAUGUCCACAAAGACAGCGUCUUUGAUGAGAUGGCAUAAAGAUAAGAGGGUAGAUGAUGGAGUGAUGAGACAUCUUGCUGAUUCAAUGGCAUGGAUUUCUUUUGACAAACUACAUCCAAAUUUUGCCUCAGACUCUCGCAAUGUGAGACUAGGCCUUGCUAGUGAUGGAUUUCAACCUUUUGCCAAUUCAAAAAUGCCAUAUAGUGUUUGGCCAGUUUUACUCAUUCCAUACAAUUUGCCACCUUGGAUGUGCAUGAAACAAUCAAAUUUUAUUUUAUCAAUGCUUAUUCCAGGUCCUGAGGGUCCCGGAGAUGCAAUUGAUAUCUAUCUUCAACCUUUAGUAGAAGAACUAAGAGAGUUAUGGGAAACUGGCAUUGAUACAUUUGAUGCAUAUGCACAAUGUAAUUUCAAGUUACAUGCGGUUUACUAUGGACUAUCAAUGAUUUCCUGCAUAUGGGAACCUAUCAGUUGGAGUACUAAGGAAAGUUGGCUUGUCCUUGUUGUAAUAAGGACACCUGUUGGAUGA
Messenger RNA from Hevea brasiliensis (rubber tree), 1368 nucleotides. RefSeq lists its product as uncharacterized. The record is from RefSeq and is a predicted model, not a curated record. The transcript has a single exon. NCBI's taxonomy places the organism in Eukaryota, Viridiplantae, Streptophyta, Magnoliopsida, Malpighiales, Euphorbiaceae. The coding region runs from base 1 to 1368 and encodes 455 amino acids.